CGCUAAAGGACAAGAAUUUCCUCCUAUGCGAAACUUAUAUUUUUAUAAAUAAGUGAUCGAUGAUCGGAAUUAAUAAUAAAUUUAAUAAAAUAUAUGGCAUUUCUUAUUUGCAGUUAGUUACGUAAUUUUAUUCAAUUAUUAUUGAUUUGUGAGGUUCAAACGACAUGGAAAAUGAAUUGACUUCUCUCUGUCAGACAUUUCACAGGUUAUAAAAACAAGUGGCAACAUUGUAAAUUGGAUUAAAUAAUCGCCAUUUUGUGCAUGUGUAAUAUCGAAAGAUCAUAAUGGCGAACACUAUAAUCGCCCUGACGAGCCGGGCAUUGAGACAUAUACCCAAAAGGUCCUACCAAGUAGCGCCCAUGUCCAGCUACGUGCGCACUCUUAUCGGCAAAAGAGAGAUCGUAGGCUACGGUUUCAACGGUGAACCGAACUAUGUGGACAGGUCAGACUUUCCACUACCGGCUAUCCGGUGGAAGGAACCCAACGCAGAUAUCCUAGCUCUAAGAGAGAAGGAAAAAGGCGACUGGAACAAGCUAUCGAUUGAAGAAAAGAAAGCUUUGUACAGAGCGUCUUUUUGUCAAACUUUCGCCGAGUUUAACGCUCCUGAUGGCGAAUGGAAGUCUGUAAUGGGAUUAAGCCUUCUUAUAAUUUCAUCGGCUUUCUGGUUCUUCUAUUUCCUCAAGACUUUCGUAUAUCCUCCACUACCUGACUCAUUCAACAAGGAGAACAGAGAGGCGCAAUUUAGACGUAUGUUAGAUUUGCACGUCAAUCCGGUACAAGGUGUUUCAUCCAAAUGGGAUUACGAGAAGGAUGAUUGGAAGAAGUAAAUAAUUUAAUAGAAUGAAGUUAUUUUAAAACCGUUUAUUUAAAGGGGUGUUGGUGUUUGACAGCCACCGACUCUUCUUUAGAAAUAAAUUUUACUAGUAAAUGAUCACUAGAACGUUUAUUUUAUAUACCUUAAUAUACCAUGUGAUGAUACCAUGUCUUUAAGUUAUAAUAUUUAGUGUUGAUUGGAUACUCUGCAAGUAUUAAAUAAAGCUUUUUUUGUUAUCUA
Phyllotreta striolata is the source of this 1054-nucleotide messenger RNA. The record is from the annotation of a GenBank genome assembly. Lineage: Eukaryota; Metazoa; Arthropoda; Insecta; Coleoptera; Chrysomelidae.